Diospyros lotus (date-plum) is the source of this 1715-nucleotide messenger RNA. RefSeq names its product protein TRIGALACTOSYLDIACYLGLYCEROL 3, chloroplastic. NCBI's taxonomy places the organism in Eukaryota, Viridiplantae, Streptophyta, Magnoliopsida, Ericales, Ebenaceae. The transcript has 10 exons. Gene Ontology annotation, molecular function: ATP hydrolysis activity; ATP binding. The coding region runs from base 252 to 1280 and encodes 342 amino acids. The record is from RefSeq and is a predicted model, not a curated record.
CUUUUCUCUGUUUCCGUCCGCCUCGUGCACUAUUGUGGUGGACUGGAAGCCUUUUUCACCUCUAUAUUUCAUUCUAUUAUGCGCAAGAGGGGGGGGGGGUUUCGUAUCCAGGACACCCAGUUUGAAUUCCAAUUUCCCCUUCGCCGCUGACAUUUUUUAGUUCGUGUUUAUGGUUCCCAACUCCCCAAUCGACCUGGGUCGCCCUCAAAAUCGAACAUUUUGACCGCCCAACAGGCGAAUUCGGGAAAGGCAUGGUUUCUUUGAUGGGUUCGGUGUUGUUCCCGCUGAAUGUGUGGAAAAAUUCUCAUCGGUCUUCUAGAUUCUUAGUUUGCGAUAGAAGGAUCCGAACUAGGAAUAUGAUCGUUUGUGCUUGUGUGGCGCCGCCCCGGAACUUGAGGGAGGCCGACGCAUUUUCAUCCUCCAAAUUCAAUGAUUCAUGUAAUCUGGAGAAUGUGAAUACAGUUCAGGAAAUUGGGGAUGAAUCUGAUGUCCUAAUUGAAUGUAGAGAUGUCUACAAAUCAUUUGGGGAGAAGCACAUUCUCAGAGGUGUGAGCUUCAAGAUUAGGCAUGGGGAAGCUGUUGGAAUAAUUGGGCCUUCUGGCACUGGGAAAUCCACUAUUUUGAAAAUUAUGGCUGGCCUUCUUGCGCCAGACAAGGGGGAAGUUUUCAUCCGAGGAAGGAGGAGACAGGGUUUAAUCAGUGAUGAGGAAAUAUCGGGCCUUCGAAUUGGCUUGGUGUUCCAGAGUGCAGCACUUUUUGAUUCUUUAACUGUUCGUGAGAAUGUUGGUUUCAACUUGUAUGAGAACUCUAGCAUGUCUGAAGAUCAAAUUGAUUCCCGAGUGACUGACACUUUGGCUGCUGUUGGAUUGAAGGGAGUUGAGGAUAGACUACCUUCUGAGUUGUCAGGAGGAAUGAAAAAAAGAGUUGCAUUAGCUCGAUCCAUAAUAUUUGACACCACAAAGGAUGCGAUUGAGCCAGAGGUUCUGUUGUACGAUGAACCGACAGCAGGACUUGAUCCAAUUGCAUCGACUGUAGUUGAAGAUCUCAUCCGUUCUGUUCAUUUGAAAGGUGAAGAUGCAAGUGGGAAGUCUGGAAAUGUUGCAUCGUAUGUUGUUGUGACUCACCAGCAUAGUACGAUUAGAAGAGCUGUUGACAGGUUGUUAUUUCUUCACGACGGAAAGGUUGUAUGGCAGGGAAUGACCCAUGAGUUCACCUCAUCAACAAAUCCAAUAGUUCGGCAGUUUGCUUCUGGCAGCUUGGAUGGACCAAUCAAAUAUUAGCAUAUAUACUACUCCCAUGGCAUUUUUGACUCGCUGAAUAUUUUCCAAACCAGCCAGUUAAACCAUGAAACUUGGUCUUUCCCGUGUUAACUGACCGAUCUUGAAGAUGAUGGAUAAACAUCUUGGUCCCAAAGAGACUGCAGCAUUGCUUUGACAUUGCAGCUGCCAAUUCUUUCAUGGGGCAUAACUGCAGGCAAAUACAUCUCGCCCUUUUCCCAUAGCCAGUAAUCCUUAUAGUUAGUUAGCCAUGUAAUGGUAAUGUCAUUGGGGCCUCUGCUCAGCCCCCCAUUACAUGAGAAAAAAGCAUUUUCAAUUGUAAUCUUGUAUAACUAACUCAUUGCUGCAGUGUUUAUUUCCUCCUGAUUAACGUUUCAUAUGCUUGAGUUGUAUUGGAAAGAAUUGAAUUAGAAAUGAACUAUCAACUCUUUAUCCAGC